This is a messenger RNA of Galdieria sulphuraria, 1310 nucleotides long. RefSeq lists its product as uncharacterized. The coding region runs from base 38 to 667 and encodes 209 amino acids. The record is from RefSeq and is a predicted model, not a curated record. The transcript has a single exon. NCBI's taxonomy places the organism in Eukaryota, Rhodophyta, Bangiophyceae, Galdieriales, Galdieriaceae.
ACACAAUUGCUGAUUCCCAUUAUUCCAUUAUUUGAUUAUGCAAAUGGAUCCUUGGCUUAAAGCGUUGCAGCUUCAUCGACAAAGGAAGAAGAGAACAGAAGGGAAAGCUUCAAGUCAAGGAAGAAGCUGGGAAGACAACAACUUCGAACUAGAACAAAGUGACAGAGACCAUAGAAAGUUCACAAGUCGUCGUUUUGAGACCACUCUUGAACGUCCUUCUCUGGACGAUGAAACUGCAGUUUCUGUCUCCGAAUCCAAAGAUUAUGAGAGAAAAAGACGGAGAAGAGUUAAAGAUUUUCAUGACGAGGCACUUUCGGAGUCACACGAAAGUGGUCAUCUUGCCGGUGAGAACGGAAAGAUGGCCCCUAAACGUUCGGACUACUUUGAAAAGAACGGAUUGGCCCAAGAACAGUCGCUUAAGGACAAUACGGUUGCUCGUAGCCAUUGUGCUCUUUCAGAAGACUCGUCAGAGUGUAAUACCGCGGUUGAAGCAUCGACGCAGUCUUCUGCAAAGGGUCGACAGGUUUGUUAUUACCCGCAAAGGACAGGCCAAGAAUCAGGAGCCGUUGCAGAAAAGGCUUCUACAGAAGAACACCAAAAACUUUUAGAGGAGCUGAGAAGAAUUGAAGAGGAGCUAGAAAAGGCUAGAGCUUGGGCGACAACAUAGACUGUUCUUUGAAGAUAACUUGUCUUUGACUACUUCGUUUGCUGUGCGCCACUCUUAAUUAUUCCCCGCGCUCCGUAGUUUCGAAAAUUUCGAGUUGCAAGUUUGAAGUUUUCACGAACGGUUCCAGUUGUGUACCGGAGGUUUGCUACUGGUUUUGUUCUCUGUCGCAUCUUCUUCUUGGGUUCGCUUUUACAUCGGACGGCCGACAGCUAUUUUUUCUAUUUUGGACCUAAAAACUGGUGACUAGUAUGAUUUGAUUUCUAUUCAGCUGAAGGAGUACUGGGUCCUUUGUUAUUUUGUAGUUUCUUCUUUCGGUUGAAGUCAAGAAUUUGGUUCUUAUUUUUACGUCGAGCAUUCUACAUAAAAAGAAACAAAGAAGUUGGAGAGUUUUAAAAUUUACUUUAUUCGUAUAAACAUUCGUUCCUUUGGAUUGCCAGUCGAAAGUAUUUCUUCUUGUUGUAACGCUUGUUACUUUCUUGUUUCCAUUGGUCGGUGACAGCAGUGAAUGGCCUGUAACCUUCGCACGUGUAUUUUCUUGCAAGUGAACUCUAGAACUAGUUCUAGUUAUCCUUCAUCAUCCAAGAGUGUUGCCCAAGUAGAAGUAUGCAACUUGUCUUUUCUCUAUAAAAAGUUGCUGAUAGGA